AUCCUGGUGGCUCGUGUAGAGCACAAGUCCAAUUCUUGUCCUUGUUGGGUGUCAUUUUUCUCAAAAUCCCUUCACUGACUCGAGUUUCCUGACUCGGAUUCAGAUCACGCUUCUCUUUCGCUGCAAUUCUUCAGCAAAAACAACAAAGAAGAAGAAGAAGAAGAAGCGGAAAAAACCCUAGGACCCAGAUUGAGCUUCGGCGGUUAAUGCGAGAGAGAGAGAGAGAAGGAGAAAUGGAUCAACGGAAGACAGACAAUAAUUUAGCAGCGGACUCAGCGCCGUCGACCUCUCAGCCUCCCAAUCGCUCCCACAACUCGCACCCAGAUGCCAGACAAGGGGUUGAUGCGGAAAUAAAGGACCCAGUUGCGGCAAGGAAAGUUCAGAAGGCUGACCGUGAGAAGUUGAGGAGGGAUCGAUUGAAUGAGCAAUUUCUCGAGCUGGGGAACACGUUAGAUCCGGAUAGGCCCAAGAAUGACAAGGCAACAAUCCUUGCAGACACGAUCCAAGUGCUGAAGGAUUUAACUGCUGAAGUCAACAGACUAAAGGCCGAGUGUACAGGACUUACUGAAGAAUCACAUGAGCUAAUGCAGGAGAAGAACGAGCUCAGAGAAGAGAAGUCAUCAUUAAAAUCUGAUAUUGAAAAUCUUAAUGUUCAGUAUCAGCAAAGACUCAGGGUUAUGUUCCCAUGGUCUGCCAUUGAUCCUUCUGUUGUUAUGGGUCCACCUUAUUCGUACCCAGUUCCUGUACCUGUCCCUGCAGGUCCGAUCCCUAUGCACCCAUCUCUGCAGCCCUUUCCCUUCUUUGGAAAUCAGAAUCCUGGAGCCAUUGCUAAUCCCUGUCCAACUUUCAUCCCUUAUCCAACUCCUCCUAACCCUCCAAUGGAGCAGCCACCGACCCAAUAUGCGUCCAGUUCCCAGAUUUCAAGCAAACAAGAUCCCAAAAGUAAGUCAUCAGAUCAUCAGAAGGCCAGCGAUGUUGAAAGAUGUGACGAUUCUAACGACGUGGCAACAAAACUUGAACUGAAGAUGCCUGGAUCAUCUGCACAACAGGAUUUAUCUUCUGUAGGAAGGAAGGGCAAGCAAUCACAGAGGAAGGGCAGAAGUGUUACGGAAAAUGGCUCUUCAAGCAGGUAUUCUUCCUCUCAAGGUCUUCAAGAUAGCCCCUCCAACAGUGUGGGUGACAUGCCUAAGUCCAAAAACUGAGAAUUUUUUGGUUCUGUAUCCGCUGACAGCAUCGAACUGCUAACCUUUCAAGGUGUGUCUUCUGUGACACCUUGUACUAAUGUCCUCCCGGGCUUUCAGAAAUGGCUUAAGUUCUGAUCAUCUCCUCUAACUGAAUCUCUGGUUCGAAAGCACAGGGUUUUCUUUUGCUGGUUAGGAGCCAUUUGUUAAUGGGGGCUUGCUGCAUUGUUCUCCCUCACAGCUGGCCCUAGUAGGGCUUGGAGGCACAGGCACUGGUUGGACCCUGCCAUUUAAUUGAGCUAUCUGAAACAAGGUUCUAUUAUUCUAUGUGGUCAAGGAUUCUCUGUGAUUAGGCUGUCUAAAUUUCACAGAAAUUCAGGCAGCCUAAGAGAGGGAGGCUGCAAGGCCCACCUACCCCGAGUAACCUAGGAUGCGGGGUAAAUCUGCCAUGGGCAGGUGGACCUCACAAUCCCCCCUCUCUCAAGCAGCCAAAUAACAAGGAAUUUCAAUCCACUCCAUACUCAGAAAUGUUUUUAACAUGUUUUGAGAACCUUUGUCGCAUAGAUGAAUGUGUUUGUAAUUAUAUGUAGGAUGUCCCUUACACUUCUAUCUGUUGGCACAAUUCACUUGUAAAUGGCUAAUUGGCACUUUUAGUUAUGUUAUCAGUCCUUCUGGCCUUGGCCUUUCACAUAAUAUAAUUAUGUACCACCUGGAUUUUCAUGUAAAGAAGCAUGGAAAACUGUCUCGAAACAAACACACAGGAACUCUUUUUGAUGACA
This is a messenger RNA of Alnus glutinosa, 1960 nucleotides long. Its product is annotated as transcription factor bHLH121-like. NCBI's taxonomy places the organism in Eukaryota, Viridiplantae, Streptophyta, Magnoliopsida, Fagales, Betulaceae. Gene Ontology annotation, molecular function: protein dimerization activity; DNA-binding transcription factor activity. Bases 207 to 1202 code for a protein of 331 amino acids. The transcript has 5 exons. The record is from RefSeq and is a predicted model, not a curated record. Gene Ontology annotation, biological process: intracellular iron ion homeostasis.